Liolophura sinensis is the source of this 3027-nucleotide messenger RNA. Its product is annotated as RCC1-like G exchanging factor-like protein. The coding region runs from base 133 to 1512 and encodes 459 amino acids. Gene Ontology annotation, cellular component: mitochondrial inner membrane. Gene Ontology annotation, biological process: positive regulation of mitochondrial translation. The transcript is spliced from 13 exons. The record is from RefSeq and is a predicted model, not a curated record. Gene Ontology annotation, molecular function: rRNA binding; guanyl-nucleotide exchange factor activity. NCBI's taxonomy places the organism in Eukaryota, Metazoa, Mollusca, Polyplacophora, Chitonida, Chitonidae.
AAACAAGAUGGCGGCGCCCUGUCGGUGACAUAAGUUUUGGAAAGAUGACACGUCUUUCAGUGUGUGAAAAGCAUUUACAGCGUUGGGUCGAUUUGUCAUUGUGUUAAUUUUGUUUAAGAAGUUUUAUUCACGAUGAGAGGGAAUUCUGGACAAGCCAUAGUGUGUGUCCAAUGUCUUCAGUGUUUACGUCAGCAGUAUGUCCCUGUUAGGCUGGGCAGUUCCUGGAGGAAGCGGGUGCUGAAGAGAGAAGCCAUUAAGGAUCGUGUGAUUCAGUAUGCUGGUGACACGGCUCACCAGACACAGCGUGUAUACGUGUGGGGUCUGGCAGCCACUGGGGCUUUAGGAAUAAGAAGUUAUCUGCGGCCAGAGGCUAAAGGUCAGAGAAUGUUGAGAUAUCAGCCGCGACCAGCUCUUCAGACAUUCUGGGAUGGAAAACAUACAAAGGUUGAAGAUGCAGCUUGUGGAUAUGGUUUCAGUGUUUUUAUGACCAAGAACAGAAAAUGGGGUGUGUACGGUACAGGGAUUAACACAGAAUCUCAGCUGGGAGUCCAUGAGUACCCCAGAAACACAGGUAGGCUUUUAGAAUACAUCAUUGAACCAGUGCGGAUUGACCUUCCUUUGAAGGCUCCAGACACCACCAGAGUGAAGCACGUGGCUUGCGGUCGAGCACACACGCUAAUUUUGACGGACAAGGAAGGAGUCUUCAGUAUGGGUAACAAUGGCUAUGGUCAGUGUGGGAGAUCCAUCAUUGAAUCAGAGCAGUACAGGGGUAACCCGCUGAUCCACUGCAUCGCAGAGUUACCCGACAACAUCAGUCAGGUGAUUUGUGGCCCUGAUCACAGCUUCUUCCUGACUGAAACCGGGCAGUUGUACAGCUGUGGACUUGGGGCUGAUGGACAGACAGGAGCAGGACAUUUUGACUGUGUCGGUGUUCCACAACUGGUGCAAGGAGACAUUCAAGGGGAGACAAUCGUGCAGGUGUCAUGUGCAGGAGACUGUGUACUGGCAUUGUCAGAAAAUGGUGACGUGUUUGGAUGGGGUAACUCAGAAUACAAUCAGUUGUCUAUGGUAUCCCAGGAUACACAGGUGGCUGUUGCUAAGCACCUGCCAAUGAGAGGCCUUGGCAGGGUAUCCAUGGUAGCAUCAGGGGGUUCCAUCUGUGGUGUGCUCAAUGACAAAGGCAGUGUGUUUGUUUGGGGAUAUGGAAUUCUGGGUAAGGGCCAGAUGGUAGAAUCCAGUUCUGCUCCAACACAAAUUCCGGACACACUGUUUGGGAAACAUGACUUCAACACGGACAGUAGAGUCUCCAUUCUGAGAUCGGGUCUGUCAUAUUUCGCAGCCAUAACAUCCUCUGGAGACCUCUACACCUGGGGUAAAAACAGGGGAGGUAAUCUUGGAUUGGGACAAAGGAAUGACCAGUUCUUCCCCUUUAAGGUGUCAGUACCAGCCGAGGUUGGAGAUGUUCGAUGUGGAGUUGAUCACAUGGUUGCCUUGUGCAAGACUUUCACUUAAAGUUUCAACAGCUACUAUACAGGCUGUCACAAACCUUCGCUAGGUACUGGAUUUACAGUUAAAACAUCAGGGCUGUGUACGCACUGUCACAAGCCUCUGCUGGAUUCUGGAUUCACAGUUAAAAGUACCAGGACUGUAUACAGACUGUUAGAAAGCUUUGCUGGAUGCUGGAUUCACAGUUAAAGUACCAGGACUGUGUACAGACUGUUAGAAGGCUUUGCUGGAUGCUGGAUUUACAGCUAAAGUACCAGGACUGUAUACAGACUAUUAGAAAGCUUUGCUGGAUGCUGCAUUCACAGUUAAAGUACCAGGACUGUAUACAGACUGUUAGAAAACUUUGCUGGUUGCUGCAUUCACAGUUAAAGUACCAGGACUGUGUACAGAUUGUUAGAAAGCUUUGCUGGAUGCUGCAUUCACAGUUAAAGUACCAGGACUGUAUACAGACUGUUAGAAAACUUUGCUGGAUGCUGGAUUUACAGUUAAAGUACCAGGACUGUAUACAUACUGUUAGAAAACUUUGCUGGAUGCUGGAUUUACAGUUAAAGUACCAGGACUGUGUACAGACUGUUAGAAAGCUUUGCUGGAUGCUGGAUUUACAGCUAAAGUACCAGGACUGUAUACAGACUGUCACAAAGCUUUGCUGGAUGCUGGAUUCACAGCUAAAGUACCAGGACUAUAUACAGACUGUUAGAAAGCUUUGCUGGAUGCUGGAUUUACAGUUAAAGUGGCAGGACUGAAUAUAGACUGUCACAAAGCUUUGCUGGAUGCUGGAUUUACAGUUAAAGUGGCAGGACUGUAUACAGACUGUUAGAAAGCUUUGCUGGUUGCUGCAUUCACCGUUAAAGUACCAGGACUGUAUACAGACUGUUAGAAAGCAUUGCUGGAUGCUGGAUUUACAGUUAAAGUGGCAGGACUGUGUACAGACUGUUAGAAAACUUUACUGGAUGCUGGAUUUACAGUUAAAGUACCAGGACUGUAUACAGACUGUUAGAAGGCUUUGCUGGAUGCUGGAUUUACAGUUAAAGUACCAGGACUGUAUACAGACUGUUAGAAAGCUUUGCUGGAUGCUGGAUUUACAGCUAAAGUACCAGGAAUGUAUACCGUCUGUCACAAACGUUUGCUGGAUGCUGGAUUUACAGUUAAAGUGGCAGGACUGUGUACAGAUGUCACAAAGCUUUGCUGGAUGGUGGAUUUACAGUUAAAGUGGCAGGACUGUGUACAGAUGUCACAAAGCUUUGCUGGAUGCUGCAUUCACAGUUAAAGUACCAGGACUGUGCACAGAUGUCACAAAGCUUUGCUGGAUGGUGGAUUGAUGACUUUUGACAAGGAGAAAUGAAGAGUGACAGGAUAGGUUACUGUCUCACCACUCCAACUUGUGGGCUAUUUAUAUUAGAAAACACCUUGGAUUUAUUUCGACUGGGACAAAAAAAAAAAAAAAGAGCCCAGAUCCAUCAAAAUUGUCAGUCAUUUUUGUUGGGAAGUAUUAAUUGGCUUGAUCAACAAACCAGAGGUAAC